GGAGCUAGGGCUUUAGUGCCUGGCAUUCUCGGAAUGGUGCUCUGGCGAAGGGUUUCUUAGCAGCGGAGCGAUUUUCCGGCACGCGAGCGCGAUGAGGCAGGUCUUUGCGGUCGAUGGAGGUAGGAGCUGCCGCAUAGAAUGUAGGAAUCUCGACAGGAAGCGCUCCAGGAGCGACAAGGAUAGGGAAUCCUCUCGGCAUGGGGGCUACUCGUCAAUGCCGUGGGAGGACGAGGAGGAUGAGCUUGGCUGGGACGAGGAGGAUGAGUUGGAGUUUCAAUCUUUCCAGAAAUCCCUUGGCAACCGCUCCGUGUCAUGGACAGGCGGUGGCAUGACGAUUCGUGCUCGAAAUUCCAACGCCAGAUCCCACCCUGAGAAUGGCAGGGAGAGCUACCAGGAUGGCUAUGGCAGGGAUUCUUUUUCUUCUUGGGAGCGGAAGCAGCUGCCACGGUAUGAUCCAUACGACCUCUGGGACUCGGAGGAGGAUUCUUCUCCCAAAAUUUAUGACAAUUUUGAGGAUGAUUAUCUGCGAGCAAGAACUCACAAAAGAGAAGACUACAGAUAUGACGAUCUCGGUGGACGACCAAUGCCACCACCACGCUCUCUGGGCGGCAUUUCCGCGCGACGCCAUUAUUCUGGUCGAGAGUCUCCGGACUUUUACCCUCCUGCAAAGGAUUACCAGCGCGAGGAUUACCAGCGCGUGAGAGAGAGACAAAGAUCGCCGGACAGGGAGCCUUAUGACUACUAUGCUAGUAGUUGGAGAGAUCAUCACGAUGGCAGAAAAGAUGCUGAAUUACUUGCGGCAAAAGCCCGUGCGAGAAGUGAGGAGGACUUGCCUCCCGGUUUUGAACGUAAGCCUGAGAGCAAACGAUCUCCGAGCCCAGGACGACAUGACGAACGAGACCGGAGGUCAUGCUUCAACUGUGGUAAAGUUGGGCAUCUGAGCGCCCAGUGCCCGCUGAAGACCGAGAGAGGGGAACGAUCGCCAAAACGUUUGAGGCCGUCCGAGGAUGACAGGAAGAGAGGCCGUGGGAAGCAGUGCUACAACUGCGGUGAAGAAGGCCACAAGAGCAGAGUUUGCCCAAGGAAAGUCAGUGUUUCUGUAACCAACAAGGAAGAUGGUGGAAGACGUGCGGAUGAGAAGCGAUGCUUCAAUUGCCACGAGAGUGGUCACCUUCUCUUCGAGUGCCCGAUGUUUUCAGAUGGUGAUGCCCCUCGAAACGAAAGCGCUCGAUCGGCUGCGGAUAAUGCCUGUGUUCUGUACAAGACGAAACUUACUGACGCGGAGAAAAACCAGUACCUCAGGCAGAACAAAUGCUUUACGUGCGGCAAGUCGGGCCAUCCAUACUAUAGCUGCCCCCAGUCCGAGAAGCGACUGGAGUAUGUUUUCGAGGACCGCGAGCACAAGUCUGCCUUGAAGCUGCUGAAGAGUGCCUGUUGGAAUUACUGGGAUGAUAACGGGGAAAUGCAUGGCCCAGUUUCGCUCUCAUUUAUGUCAACCCGACUUCAAGAGGGCAUUAUGGACAAGAAUGUACUGGUUCGUCACAUGUAUGAACACAUCAAACCAAUCCCUCUCGAGACACUUUUAAAAUUUUCGAAAAGCAAAACGGUGCUUUCGCUGUUAGGAUGCAUGCCGGAGUCGGCAUCAUUCCUCGGCGAGGAGAUGGACGCCCAGAGCUGCGUGGAUAAGUCUCUAUCGGCCUUCCAGAACAAGCUUCAUUUCGACAUCUAUGAAACUACGGUUCGGUGGUUUUUUAUCAGCAGUAUGAACGAGGCAUUGCAGACUUAUAAAACAGCGAGAAAGUAUUGGGGGAAACAAGUUUCCCAAACCGCGGAGGACUAUUCUGAUCCUGAUGGUAGCGGACCACCUCAUAGCUCAGAUUGCGAGCUCUCCUCUCCCGAUGGUGUUCAAGGGUCGAAAGAAAUGGAAGGACAUUCACAGAAGUCAGCAAUGUUGGUGGAGUGUUGUGAGAAGUAUGUUACCGACUCGACAUUGGAAGAUCCUAUGUCCAACUCACUGGCGGCAAUUCAGAAGUGCAUUCAUUCCGGAGUGCUUGAAGCAGCACGAGGAGGUAUCGUAGACGCCAUUGUGGGAGAGUAUCUGCACACGUGGGACAUCGAACGAAAAGCGAAAGCGAGCCAGAAGGAGCCGGUGAUAGAGGUGAUUGAGACCACGUCAGUUAUAGAGGAUUGGACCUACGAGAAAGCUGGUCGAAAGGAGAAAGCUAUAGACGGAGAGGACACGUCGGAGAUGGAAAGCUCCCCUUGCGUGAGGAAGAACAAAGACAGGAAGGAGCAAACGGUUGAAGUCAUAGACAGCACGCCAGCAAUGGAGACUUCUCUGGUAUCUUGGAGGAUCAACAGGUUGAAGGAAAGAGCCGAAAGAGCGGUAGAGAGCGCGGCAGCAAUGGCCACCUGGACCAAGGAACCACAAGAAGAAAACUUGACAUCGAUGCCCAAUUCACCGGUGGUAGAGAUUAUCUCUGAAGACAGCAAGCACGAGCACAGCGAAGAUAGUAAAGCUACCGCAGACUCGUCUCCUACGCCUGUCGGAACGAACAAAACUACCGUUUUCAAGCGUCUCAAGAGGAACUGUCCUUCGAAAGCCGUAGAAGAGCCCACCGUUCCUGCUCCAGAUGCAGUCGAUCUCGACUUUUUCAUGCCUUACGAGAAGAAGAGAAAAGUUCCUGAACCAAGAGGCGGUCCUUUGAAAGUUGUCAUCAAAAGCUUGAACAGGUCCACUGGUGAUAAAAAAACUGAGGUCAGCGUGCCAACUCCAGCUCCAGUUCUAGCGAAUGAGAAAACUACGAUCUUAGUCGACGAGAAGAAGAAAACAAUGGCUGAACCGAGGAGCUGCCCUCUGAAGGUUGUUAUCAAGAACUCGAGAAAGACCAGCAUUCCAGCUCCAGCUAAACUCGACUCCAUUCAGAAGAAAAAAGUCGCUGAACCGUUGAAGGCUGUAAAGGAGAGCAUUCCAGCUUCAGCUCCAGCCAAUUCUGUUCAGAAGAAAAAAGUCGCUGAACCGUUGAAGGUGGUAAAAGAGACCAUUCCUCCAGCUCCAACCAAUCUCGACUCUGUUCAGAAGAAAAAAGUCGCUGAACCGGUGAAGGUGGUGAAAGAGAUCAUUCCUCCGACUCCAGCUUCAGUUCCGGCUGAGAAGAAGAACACCGUCUCUGGAAGUGAACCUCCGCAGCUGGUACUAAAAGUUUUCCGCAAGACAAAGAAGCCAAAUGACACUACUAAGGUGACAGCGAUUCCGUUGGAAACAGACAAGGCCGUGGCAAAGAAACGAACGCUGAAGCUCACGGAGCUCACCGAUGCAAAAGCUUCCGAAUCGGAGACAAAGCUCGCUACUAUCAAGGAACAGACUGAUGAAUCUAGUGAUUCUACACUCAGCGAAGAAGAAGAAGAAAACGAAGGCUCUCCGCUAAAAUCGUUGAGUUCCAAGCGGCCUGUACCAGCUAUAUUGUUGCAGCAGGACGAGGCUAGACAACCGCAACUUCCAGGCUGUGCACGAAGCUCACUGCCUGGAUCAGAGUGGAAGCUAUGGAAGACCAGCUACGAGAGUUACUGUUGCAUCGAUCGCAAGCAAUCCAGGGCCAAGGAGAGAGCUGGGACUUUACCGUCGGCACGAUCGAACAGAGCUGGGGUUCGCAAGCUCGGCGGCUCAAGAGCUAUGGAGAAGAUGAGAGCACGCAAAAAGUUGCUAAAGUUCCAGCGCAGCAAGAUACACGCAUGGGGAGUGGUGGCUAUGGAGUUCAUUGAGCCUGAAGACUUCAUUGUCGAGUACGUUGGAGAAGUUCUUCGUCCAAAGGUGGCAGACGUUCGAGAAGUUCGAUAUUUAAGGCAGGGACUUGGUAGCAGCUAUUUUUUCCGCGUUGGCGAUGGCUUUGUGAUUGAUGCCACCCAGCGCGGAGGACUCGGAAGGUUUAUAAAUCACUCCUGCGAGGUGAGUUUCCAAAGUCUUUGUAACAACAACGUUCUCAUCUUAAAACACCAGCCAAACUGCUAUGCCAAGAUCAUCACAGUAGAGGGACAGAAACGUGUUUUUAUUUACGCAAGAACACACAUUGCUCCCGGGACCGAGCUUACAUACGACUACAAAUUUCCUCACGAGGAUCAGAAGAUCCCCUGCCUCUGCGGAGCUGAAAGGUGCCGGGGAUUUCUAAACUAGCUUAGCCGUGUCGAGACGUGGCAUUUCCCCGCAAAACACUCGAAUCGUGAGAGAGGGAUCUCCCCUACAGUCAGCGAUGUACCGGACGAGCAAAAGAAUCUCUACCUGAAGAAGAACUUCCACACUUCCCGCGUGCUCGAAUAGCCAUCGGGAAACUCUGCGACGAGAUGAGCGCCUAGAAUGCCUGUCACAGCAAGAGCUUUCUUUCAGCCAUGGAACCAAGCGAUCGAUCAAAGCAAAGAGCCUUACCAUCGUCUUCGACCAUGUUCUUGAACUGCCGGCUGCCACCGCCACGUCCAAAGUAGUGCUUCUUCGCCGCUACGUACACGACACCGUAGUAAGGCCUGAGGCACUGCAACAAAAGCCGACGGGGUCAAACAGUGGACAGUGGAAAACAAAUAGAAAAAACAGACAAAGAUAAGGACGGAGAAAACCAAGGAAGGGACAGCAAAGAGAAGAACACAGUACCUUUUUGAGCAGGGUGUAAAGCUUGGAGAGAGACGAGGAGCUGUAAAUGGUGUCGGACAUGAGGAUGAUGUCGUAGCCAUCCUCUUGGUA
Messenger RNA from Selaginella moellendorffii, 4729 nucleotides. RefSeq lists its product as uncharacterized. The transcript is spliced from 12 exons. Gene Ontology annotation, cellular component: Set1C/COMPASS complex. Gene Ontology annotation, molecular function: protein binding; histone H3K4 methyltransferase activity; zinc ion binding. Lineage: Eukaryota; Viridiplantae; Streptophyta; Lycopodiopsida; Selaginellales; Selaginellaceae. Bases 92 to 4171 code for a protein of 1359 amino acids. The record is from RefSeq and is a predicted model, not a curated record.